Messenger RNA from Diaporthe batatas, 2815 nucleotides. RefSeq lists its product as uncharacterized. Gene Ontology annotation, cellular component: endoplasmic reticulum lumen. The transcript has a single exon. NCBI's taxonomy places the organism in Eukaryota, Fungi, Ascomycota, Sordariomycetes, Diaporthales, Diaporthaceae. Bases 313 to 1776 code for a protein of 487 amino acids. Gene Ontology annotation, molecular function: protein N-acetylglucosaminyltransferase activity. The record is from RefSeq and is a predicted model, not a curated record.
CUUGCGUUUGCCUUGGAAAUAGAUUUUAUUCGUAACAAACCAUGGGAAAGAUGGGGCCGUAGCAGGCGAUGCUGUGGUACCCCAGAAGGCCUUUUCAGAGCAUGUACAAUUUGAGAUGUCUCCCCCUGGCGUUCCCUUCAACAUUUCAUCAAGUAUCAAACACCAUUUCACGGCUUGGACAUACCUUUCAAUAAUCUAGGGGCUAAUCCUGGAUUUAUUUUGUCGGGUUCACAAAUCACCUGAGACCUACCGUCAUCAUUCAAGCCUUCUCGCUUCGAUGUUCGCUUCGUAUGCCUUGGGGCACGCUUCAACAUGCUGCGGCUCCCGACUGCUAAGCUCUAUGCAGCUUUUGUCUACGUCUGCAUAGCAUUCACUCUCAUCAUCACACUUAGGAGCCUCUGGUUUGGUCAAGUCCGCCAGAGCCCUUUACCGCAAGAUCUCCUUGUUCCAACUGAGCCGGUAGAAGGUAACUUGGCCUUUGAAAUACCACUACUACCGGCAGACUACAACCCUGUCCAUGAGCAGCCAUCGAUGUGCCAGAAGCGCCUCGGCCUUUUGUACCUAGAGGAAUUACAACAUUCUCGAGCUGCUUACUGCUCCGAUAAUUCGACAUCUCACCUCACAUGCUUCCAUAGCAGAACCGAUAAAAGCGGCCGGGUCGAUUCGUUCUGUAUCGGGCAGGGAGCGAAGCUCGAUGAUGCUCAAAAAAAGUUUGGACUGUCUUGCCACCCGGCGCAGGGUCGAAGCAUAGAAACGAACGAGGCUUCAGUUCGACUGGAAGACUUCUCGAGAUACUGGUACGAAACGGGACCGCGCACAGUCAUGGAUCACUUCGUGGACCUGGACAUCGAGGAGGGCGAAAUACCCUUGGGGGAUACACAGGAGCCAGAGAGCUUCGCCAUACUCCUAAAAAGAGAAGGCCCGCACAACCUUUGGCACUCCUUGAUGGAGAUAAUGGCACUCAGCACCACGCUCGAUGUUCUGCAGAUGUCACCAAACGAUGCGGAUCCUGGGAAACCAUUCUUGACACCCCAGGAUGCGGAACACACGCAGGUCGUCAUCUUGGAUGAUGCCGUCGACGGCCCCUAUUUUGACCUCUGGCGUCUCUUCGCCAAGAAGCCCACUCUGCGCCUCUCGGAGGUCCCACCGGGGUCCAGGAUGAGCAAGAUCAUCAUCCCACUGCCUGGAGGGGCCAACCCUGUCUGGCAGGGCGACUGGGAGCCCAACAUCUGCGAGCAUUCAGAUAUACUGCGCGUGUUCGCUCAUCGGGUGUUGACCCAUUUAGGCAUCAGGGAUAUAGAAGAAGCCGCAACAGACGAUUCUAAGAUCAUCGUCACGUUCAUCGACCGCCAAGGAACCCGAAAGCUCAUCGAUAUCGAGAGGCACAUGCUGGCCCUUGGCAGUCGCUUUCCUCACGCCGACAUUCGAAGAGUGGACCUGGCCGCCAUCCCCUUUGCACAACAAGUACAAUUAGUGCGGGACUCGGAUGUCCUGGCCGGCACCCAUGGGGCUGGACUUACGCAUGGGCUGUGGAUGAAGGAGGGUUCGGCCAUGGUGGAGAUACUCCCCGAGGAUUUCAUGCACAAGGGCUUCAGGAACCUCGCGGGUGCACUCGGACACAAUUACUUCAGUGCCCAUGGAACCCAGCCCGACCAAGGCUCGGGGUCUUGGCAAGAGGACGAUGUUGUUCUCGAAGAUGAGAAGUUAUUCGAGUUGAUGGAUGUGGCCAUUAAGAGUAUGUACAACAAAGGUCGUCAUAACUAUGAUGUCUUAUAGAGCACUAAGGUUAUGUUGACGGGAAAUGGAAGCAUGUCACUAUCGUGGCAAACAGCUUGGGAGGGGACACGUGAAGACUGGCAUCUCUACCCAUGGACCCCACGUCAGAAAUCUAUGGUCGUCAAUGGCUGCUCGGAUCCCACGGGAUGGCACCCCUCGCGGUCGCCUUUCAUGAAACCGGAUUACCCGUGUACGCGACCUUACACGACACAGCCAAAAUGGAACAGCUGGCUCACAGGGGCAUCGCCAUUCUCCACAAAGACGUUGUAUCGGGAGACUGAAUUCCAGCACGCGUGUCGCUGGUGUGGUUGACUCGCUUGAUACCCUGAUCAACAAAGCGGGCGCCAACUAUAUGAUGCCCGUGGCCGACGCCGACAUCAAGAACGGCAAAGAGAUAUUCGACCUGGAUUUCCGGGCACCGCUCGCCGUCGCCCAGGUUCAUGCUCCUUCUGCCCGUGUGCAGGUUUGUGGAUGGCGAUAUAGUCACGAAUCACACCUCGGGGACUGUCACUAUCCAAUUUACGUUUGAGAGCAUCUGCAGUAAUUACAUCGAAGGCCGCGCUGGCCACGUUGAGUGAUAUGAUGCGGGUGGAAUUACAGCUUGUCCGGGUGGUCCGCACUUUAUGUGACCAGCAACCUUAUCGUCACCAUUUGAGCCCGGAAAGGAGAUUGGGGUGGUCAGUCCCUCCUGCAAUGAAGAUUCCUAGGGAAGCGGUGCACUCCAUCUCAUCGGGCUGGUGAAAUUGUGACGGAUAUGCUAGGAAGGACAGUGCUCAGCCUGUCAGGUCAUGUAUAGGAGUGAGGAGGAUUGGGGACUGCGCCAUAUUAAGUAUUGUCCGAGGCUCAUUUGAGACGGGAUAGUCGAACAGAGGAGUGGCCUCGAUCUGGUUGAGAUGUUCUUGGACAAAAGGUCGUGGGCAAGUCAUCCCGGCGUGGAUCUCACUGGAGGUCACCAUCAAUUUAUUCAGUGGGCCCUCAUGGCAAUCUGUAGAAGACAAAACUACCAUCAGAAUAUAUAUCAAACAGCUUUUGUGAGAAA